CGCCCGGGGGAUAGCAACACCCAAUGUUAGGGCAUCCGGUUUUAAAAGUAAACAAACAUGGCGUCCGAAGAACAAGAGAUGGAUGAGACUUUUGCAGAAAAUAUAGGCAUUUCAGAUGAAGAUGAAUUAGGAGUCGAUAUUGACGACAGCCAAAGUUUUAACGAUCCACUGAAGCAACGAUCCGUAACAUACGCAAUGACCAAAGUGCAAAACUGGUGCAAGAUCGUCGGGUUAAACCCCAAUCUGGAAGACUACGACAAACCUGGUCUCUGCAAACUCCUAUGCCACUUCUUCUCGGAGUCGAAGAGUCCCAGCAAACCGGAAAAGCACGAGGCGUACUCGUACAACACGCUGCGAUACAUCUACGGCGGCCUUCGCCGCUACUUCGCCUGCUCCCGCUACAUGAACAUCACCUCCGAUCCAGGCUUCAUCGAACUCUCGAAAGUGAUGCAGGACUUUGCGCGGGUCGCCAAGGCGACGCCGUACCCGAAAGAAGCGUCGGCGACAACGCCGAUGACCAAGUGCGACCUUCAGAAGCUCUACCAGUCCGGAAUUCUCAACACGGUCGAGCCGAAAGGUCUCAUCAACAAGGUCUGGUUCGACAUCAGCCUGCACUUCUUCGUGAAGAAGAACCCGAAGCUGGCACAGCGCAACAUGUCGCCGUCGUCGUUCGCGCUCGCGAGCGAGAGCGGCCGCCGCUACCUCUACAUCUGCGACAUGCACCUCAUCUCGGAGAUCGAGAGCGGCGACGCGGCGUCCGACUCGCGCUACCGCAUGUACGAGCGCGCGGGUGACCGCCUCUGCCCCGUGCACUCGUUCCUCAAGUACAUGAGCAAGCGCAAUCCGAACUGCGAGGCAUUCUACCAGUGGCCUGAGCACCACGCGAAGCUCUGCUCGUUUGAGGACUCAGAGAUCUGGUACAGCCACCGCGCGUACGGCCAGAACAACCUCGCGAACAAACUACCGACGAUCUCGCAGGAGGCGAAACUCUCGAAGCUGUACUACAACUCGGCGAUCAGGGCCACGCGGAAGAUGCUUCUCAAGAAGUUUCCGGGGAAGAACGUGACGGACGCUCUGAGCGGCAUCCUCGAAAACGGCAAAGACGAGACCGGGGUGAUCAAGGUGGAGCCGUCUGGUAUGUCGAGUUCCGAGCCUGCGGGCAGUUCUUUCCCGACAUUAAUAGAGGUGGCCAGCACGAGCUACGGCACCAACAGCUGCAGUUCCUCCCUGGACCAGGGCAGCCCGCACGAUCCGCGAAACUACUGGAACGAGUCGCCGGCCAUCCUCGCAGGUGCUGCCACCUGCAGUAGUUCGGAGGGCAGCGGCAUCGUGACGUCGCCGGCGUACGAGAUGACGGCACCUCUACGCAGGCUGCAGGCGCAGGCGCAGCUGCAGACGUUACUGAACGACCAGAAGGCCAACCUGAGCAUGGUUGAACUCCGACCCUCGAGUCGGCCCGCUUCCAGACCGCUACCCUCCAUAGAAGUCAGCAGUCGAGCCGACAGCGCGAACUGGGUGCCUGCAGCGUCGAUGGACGAGCAUCUGAAGCUGCUUCGCGUGGAGCUGGCGACGAGUCUCCCCGCCGGCUGGACGUUCUCGCCGCAUCCCGGCAACGGUGCGCUGAAGAUGCUACACAUCUCCGCCGAUGAGCACCCCGUCAUACGCAAGGUUCUCACCGUCUUCCCCGACCACAGCUUCUCGCUGCACGUGCACAAGUCACCGCUGCCGCACGACCACCUGCUGCUGAGCCUCUUCCCGCCGCCACUAGAGCGCGCCACGCAGGUGACGAGCCUCCUCAACGCCGUCGAGCGACUGAGCGUCUGCCGCGGCGCGGGCAGCGCCGACACGGUGCAGCUGUAUGAGGGCGCCACCAGCGAGCGCAAGUCGCGGCUGCCGGACGCGGUCGUCGAGUACGCGGACGGGGUCGGGUCGGACGGCGCGCCGUACCACUGCGCCGCGCGCUCGCCGGGAUGCCAGUACCUCACCAACACGCCGACGUGCCUGCAGUGCAGCCUCGUGAAGGAGAAGGUCGAGGAGGCGCUGCAGAGGAUGAUCUCCGACGACAGGAUGAGUCUCUAGGGAACGCCGUUCUUCUUCCUCGACGACGAGUUGGGAAGAUUAGAAGACGACGUCGAUUUUGGGGGGGGGGAUCGUGCGAGAACAAUGUGAUCGCGUAGAGUAGCGGAAGAGUGCGAAUUUUGUAGAGAAUCGUGGAAGAUUGUGAUGAAUUCGUGUGGAAUCAUGGCAGAAAGUGAUGAAUUUAUAUCGAAUCUUGGCAGAAUGUGAAUUCAUAGAGGAAUCUUCGCAGAAUUUGUAGAGAAUCUUGGGAAAACAUUGCGAAUUCAUGGAGAAUCCUUAAAGAUUAUGGUGAAUCUGUAGAAUAUCUGGUUGGCACAGGGUAAAUUCAUAGAGAAUCUUGUCGUGACACGAGGAAUCCGUAGAGAAUCUUGUCACAACAUGGGGAAUCCAAAUAUAAACUUUUCAGAUAAAAAUGUGCAUUGCAUUCAUAGAGAAUCUUGGCAAAACUCAGUGAAUCCGUGGAGAUAUUGGCAGCACAUGGCAAUUCCAUGGAGAAUUUUUGCACAGCUUAGGUCCACAGGAAUCUUAAGACAUCGUGCAGAUCUUUUUGGCAAGUCCAUCUGUAAGGAAACUUAGUAAGAUAUGUGCAGUCUUUAGGGAAUCUUAAGCGAUGCAGCAGGAAUUCACAAUCUUAACCGAGAUGAGGUUAUUAGACUGGGCAACUUCGCUAUGUCAGAAGAUACUCAUUGGAGAAAUCACGGAAAGAAGCAUGUAAGGCAUUUUCCAUGUGUUUCCACAUUAUAAAAUUGUACAAAUGUAAGUUAUUAUGUACUGUAGAAGUAGGGUGUCACUUUAUAAAAAAGAAAAUGAAGCAGGGUACGUGUAUAUUUAAGUAGUUCAUGUGAAACCAUCUGGUAAGUAGUUUUAAGUAUCUGCAUCAUAAUCAUAGCCAUCGCGUUUAUUGUCAUUUAAUAAGUUUUUAUCUCCAUGUUCACACUUUGAUUAAGCAGGGAUUUUUUAUGCAUCGGUGGAUUUUAUCAUGAUUUAGUCAUGCACUUUGUGUAAACCACGCAUAACACGUAGAUUGUAAAUUUGUAUUAUAGCACUGCUUCCUUUUUAUAAUACUGAGAACAGAUUUAUUAUGAACAGUUCUGUAUAUAUCUAAACAAAGGUAGAGUCAGGCAUUCAAUCAGUUGCAUCGUAAAGUUGAUUAGGUAGUAAUGAGUAGGUAAUAGCACUUGGGUCGCAUUAUGUAUUUUGUGGUGUGUAAAUGUUGGAAUCACACAAACUUGCAUUGUUGUAGUAAGAAUGAAAAUGUGCAUUCCUGUUAUGACAUGGACAUUGUAAUAAAUAAUAGGUAACACCAAGUAGGAAUGGUUAA
Messenger RNA from Priapulus caudatus, 3400 nucleotides. RefSeq lists its product as uncharacterized. The record is from RefSeq and is a predicted model, not a curated record. Bases 58 to 2079 code for a protein of 673 amino acids. The transcript is spliced from 5 exons. Lineage: Eukaryota; Metazoa; Priapulida; Priapulimorpha; Priapulimorphida; Priapulidae.